Messenger RNA from Babesia bigemina, 1197 nucleotides. RefSeq lists its product as hypothetical. Bases 1 to 1197 code for a protein of 398 amino acids. NCBI's taxonomy places the organism in Eukaryota, Apicomplexa, Aconoidasida, Piroplasmida, Babesiidae. The transcript has 3 exons. The record is from RefSeq and is a predicted model, not a curated record.
AUGAGCUCCGCUACGCGCUCUCCCGCAGUGCCGAGCAACGGCGACACAUCAGAACAAGGCGACGACACGUCGUCCGCAACGGACUCCCAGAGUGCCCCGGCGGCGCCGAGCGAGCCCAUAUAUUACCUAUAUGGCGAUGAUGAACGUUGGUGGGAGGAGGAAGAGACUAAGGGCGGGGAGAUCCCAGCCGCGGAGGCAUGGGAGCAUCCACCGCGUCACCAGUGCCUCCUGGAGACUAUCCACAAGCUGAACGACACACACAUCCGCUCCCCGUUCCUGUACACGCGCUACCCGCACGAAUAUAAGAGCGAGGCGUACGCACUUUAUCACCAGCCAGGGGCGCAGAGCAAGAAGAGUGAACACCCCAAAGAGCAGUCGAGUCCCAAACAAUCGGAUGAUCCCCAGCGCCGCCGUGUGAACAUCGAGCUGACCCCCGUCAAGCGCCCGGAAGCAUGCACGAAACCCCGCAAGAGCCUACGCGAACGAUUGGAGGAUGGCGAGGUUGUGUUCUAUGAGGAUUACGUGGAGCGUGAAAUCGCGCGUGACUACUGCCGCCUGUUCGGGCGCCCGUUUUCCGUGCCUCGGCACGACUGGGGUGGCGGCGACUUCUUUUUCGGGGAACACGUGCCAACGGUAACCAGUGUUCCAAAAGAGGUUCCUAGGCAGGAUGAGGACGAUAAGCUGUCGGAAAAAUCUGCCGAAUCUGUGGAAGAUCCUGUGAAGCACCGUCAGGUGGACGCGCUGAUUCUGUCAGACACCAGUCUGGACCCGGCGCAGCGUCAGGAAAUGCUGGACGGCAAGAUUGCCAAUCUAUACAGUGCGUUGCCGUCAGGCGCCACGAGACAGCGCCACCCGAAGGAUCGGCUGGUCAGCUACCACCACCUGCGUACGUAUGCAUACAUGAUCGACUCAGUGACUAAGUGCCCGCUGAUUCACGUGGAACUUCAGUCGGCGCUGCAGCAGGGGUGGUCGCCUGAGCGCGAAACGGCCAAGUUACAGCCUCGGACCCGCACCCUACAACCGCCCAAGGACCCCUACACCGUAACUCCGGAGCAGCUCGCGCGCGCCAACGAGAUUCUGGCAGGCCGGCGCAAGAUAAAGGCGGAUUCAUCCAAGGACGUGAAGGUGAUGGUGUCACGUCGCCAGGCGGCGCAGAAGGAAACCGUUCAGGUGGGCGGGGGUCGUUACGAAGUGUAA